Messenger RNA from Paramecium tetraurelia, 3042 nucleotides. RefSeq lists its product as uncharacterized. Gene Ontology annotation, molecular function: protein binding. NCBI's taxonomy places the organism in Eukaryota, Ciliophora, Oligohymenophorea, Peniculida, Parameciidae. The record is from RefSeq and is a predicted model, not a curated record. The transcript is spliced from 6 exons.
AUGUCAGGUAUCAAUAUAAACAUCAAUCUGAAUCUAGAGAAGAAUAAAGCUGCCAAAAGCAAAGGAGAAAAACUUUAUGAUGGAGAACCAAAAAAGAAGAAAAAGAAGCAAGGCAAAUCAAAAUAAACUAAUCAAUCACCCCUUCCUUGGGGAUUGAAUCAAGAAAGACUUAAGAAUUAUAUCUUUGCUUAAUUGGCGAAGAGAGACAACCUAUUGUAUCAACAAUAGAUGAGGAAAGGUAAGGAGGAAGAACCAAAGGAAGAUCGUCGAGAGAUUUUGGGAGUCUCAUUUUUGAAUCACCUUCCAAAAAGGAAAAUCAAAUAGAUGAUUAAUAAAUAGAAGGUCAAUGAAGAGGAGGAAUAAACACAAUAUUAACCAAAAUUCAAUGAAUAACAAUUACAAGAGAUACGAAUGUACAAAGAAUGGAAGAAAAGACAAAUUUAAUUUGAAAUGCAGUUCAAAAAACAACAAGAAAUAGAUAGAUAAACUAAAAUCUAACAAAAUUUAUAGAAUUUAAACGAAUAUAUUAAAUAUCGUAAUCAUACUACAUCCGUGCAUCAAAAAAAGUCAGUGUCCUUUCAUAAAAAGAAAAGAACAAAAUCAUCGAUGGCAGAUAAGAAAAAAGAAUUGAUUAUGAAAUAUCAGAAUCUAGCUAAUCGUUAUGCUCAAAUCAAUGGAGAACCCAAAGAUAAUCAAAGUUGUUUUGGAUUAGUAUUGGACAGCGAUCAAGAAGGUAUAUCUUAAAUGGACUCAAUACAUAAAAGCACUAGGCGGUAGCAUGUUAUUUCUGAGCCAACCUUGGAUGAGGAUGAGGAAUAACAAAUCCAAGAAUUGGGAAACCUGGAAAAAGAAAUGGCUUAAAUCGUUAAGGCUGCAAUUAUAAUUUAAAAGGUUUGGAGAGGUUAUAAGACGAGACAAAUAUUAUCAUAUUACAAGAACUAUGUUGAAGAUGAUGAAGAUGAAAUCAAGUUGGAUCAAUUAACUCCAAAUUUGAGUUAGAGAUAAGCUUAAUUGGAACCCAUCUGUCAAUCAGUGUAGAUAGGUAAGGAGCAGAGUGGAUUGAAGUCAUCUUAGAAAAAGAAUGAUAAAAAUGGAUUCAAUACGUUUAUUGAUUAAUUGGAUUGGGAUGAUGAAAAUGAAGAUCAAUUCAAUUCUUAAAAGGUGUCAUCUAUUAAGAAGUUGCCUCAAUAGAAAUCAAAUCAUAAAAUUAUCAUUGAAAAAUAAAAACAACAAUGGCAUCAAAUGUUAGAGCACAUUUCACAAUUAUAAAGGAAAGGAUCUAAAUAAAAUAUUAAGGAAGUCUUGUAGGAUUUAAAGGCUUUCACAUUGUAAUUAACAAAUGAAAUAGAUGGAGAAAUGAAUGAAGAUAAUUUAGAUAAGCAAGAAUAAUAACAGUCAGUAGAAAUGAGUGAAAUUAGAUAAGUGAUGGGAUCUGAGAAUCUAGUUAAAUUAUCAUAGACUUCAUCACCUGCUAAUAAAGAUGCUUCCUUGUUUGAAUAGAAUCCAUUCUAUGAUUUUGCAUCAAAAAAAUUCAAAGAACUUCUCAAUCGAGAGUAUAUGAAUAAAUUAAUCUAAAUGAGAGAGACAGCAAUUGAAGAAAGACAAAAAAAUGAAAUGAAAAAUAUUCAUGAAGCAUUGUAACAAAAAUAAAUCAGUCCUAAAACAUAUGAAAAGUAAAAAUUCAAAAUUGAAAAGUGGGUUACUAAAGAAAAAGAAGACUUCAAAUAACAGAAAUCGAACAUUGAAAAUGGAUGGAAAGGAUUAUAUGAGACAUUUAUGAGAACAUAAAAAGAUUUAUUAUUUAUGUCUAAGUUGAAAAAUCAGUAAUUAACCUCCUCAUUCUCAAGUGAAAAUGUCAGUAACUUGAGAUUGAUAAGAGAAAUCAAUUCAGGAUCACAAUCAAAAAUAGUAAAAACCAAUAAUUUUGAUACUGUAACUAUGAAUUUUAGUUCAUCCAUCUGUGAAUCAUAAGAUAUCAGAAAAGUUCCUAAAACUUCUCCUUCCCCAUCUCCACGUCAAUAGUAAUAAUAAUAUAAUCAAUAAUAAAUCUACGAAAAUUUGGAAUGGGAUGAUGAAAUGUUGUACACAAGUGAUAAUUUAGACUGUGGUAAGAUUCAACAAUCCCAAGUCAUCAAAGUCUCUACACUUAUACAUAAAGAACCUGAGUAUAAUGAUUCAUAAAUCUAAUCAUAUUCCAUUUUAAUUGCUAACUCAAUUAUUGGAAAUGAAAUACAAGAUAUGUAUGAAGAAUUGAAGUUGUACAACAAAGACAUCACUACAUUAAUAAAGUUCCAGCAAAGCAAAGGAAUUAAGACCAAUAUUUAAUAAGUCAAAGUCUAUUUAGCCAAGUUAGAAUCAUUCUUAUUGCAGUCUGAUAGGAAAGUAGCAUUGAUCUAAAGAAUAAAUACUCCUUUGGGGCCAACUCCAAAAGAAAUCUUGAAAUUUUUCCAUUAUUAUGAUGAAGAGGAUGAUUAUCAAUCCAGCGAACACGAUGAUUAAUCAAAUUAACCUAUCUUAUAGACAGAAUAAUAUGCUUAAUUAGAGAAUUAGCUGAUGGAGGAAGAACAAAUCUCUUCGGAUGAUGGGUUUUUGUUGGAAUUAGAGCAUAUUCAUAAUAAAGUCCUGUAUGAUGCACUAAAUGAAGCUUUGGAUUACUUUAGACCUUUCGGGUUAAAUGGUUAUCCCCUGCCUUGGAUUAAACAGCCAUUAGAAUUGAUAUAAAGAAAUAAGAAGUCAGAGACUCUUUAAGAGAUAUUCUAAGGAGCUAUAAAAUAGGUCACUGAUUGGGCAUCAUUCUUAGUAGGUUUGAUAAUCGAUAAGCCUGACUCCCCAUUCCCAAAAAUUCUAAUGUUAGAUUAAGAAUACUUAAAUCAAAUUAAAGAGGAGAGGAUGAUAAGAAUGCUUAAUUAAGAAAUUUAUCAAAAUGAAGAGAGAUGGCUGAUAUAUGAUGAAGAAUAAUCUGAAAUUCUAGUUGAAAUUUCAUAGAUGGUUUAAGAUUAAUUAAUGGAUGAAUGCUUAAAAGAGCUAAUUUAGUUUUAAUGA